CUUGAAUUGAAAGAGGAACUUCCGGAUUAUGAAGUUGAAUCGUUUUGUAUAGAUGCUGGGGCUGAAGACACACGAGGAACAACCUUUCUAAUCAGCUGUGAGCUCUACUGGUAUCCUAAGGAUGUGCUGCAUUAUUUCAGUUUUGCUUGGCUCCAACAUCUCCAUAAAACAUUCAGGUUUAAGUGGCUGACCCAGUGCCUUGAAGUGGCCCCUGCUGAUGAAUCUGCUAGCAAUGUGGACACUUAGAGACCUAUUCCUACAGGAGAUACUCCGCUUCUCCUUAUGCUGCCGGGGAUUCACAUUUGCUUUGCAGGUCUUCUUCAACAUCCUCAUUCCAGAUCACAAGGCUGAUGCCUUCUCCCCACCGCGUCCUCCUCCUUCAACCACAGGAGAUUAUCUGAUUGAGCUGUUUCUAGGAGGCUUGGGUCGUUGGGAUGCAGAGCAUUUCUUGUUCAUAGCUGAGCAUGGCUACCUGUAUGAGCAUAACAUGGCAUUUUUUCCCCUCCUUCCUCUUCUUCUAGUUGGACUAUCUAAAGGUCCUCUUUGGCCAAUGAAGUGGGUGCUGAGUACACGCAGCCAGUUGCUGUUAUCUGCUGCUGUGCUGAACUGUGCCUGCUCAGCUCUGGCUGGGGCUGUGAUUUAUCUCUUGGGUUGCCUGGUUCUACAGAACCGCCGCACUGCAUUUCUGGCUGCUCUGCUUUUUUGCAUCAGCCCUGCUUCGAUAUUUAUGGCAGCCACUUACUCAGAGAGCUUGUUUGCACUGUCCACAUUUGCUGGCUUAUGGCUGCUGGAGAAACGGAAGACUCUGGGCUGCUGUCUCCUUCUAUGCCUUGCUACUUCAGCCCGUUCCAAUGGCCUAAUCAAUGUUGGCUUCUUGCUUCAUACAGGUGCACGGGCUAUCAUACAAGGAAUUGGUGGUUUGAAGCGUGCCAUUAAAAUGCUGAUGGCAACCUUAGUGGUAACACUGCCCUUUCUUUUCUUCCAGUACUAUGGUUACCGCAGUUUCUGUCUGCCCUCACCUAAAGAGGAAAUCCCCCAAGAACUGCUACAACUGGCCAUAGACAAGGGGUAUCAUGCGCGUGGAACUCCGCCUGUGUGGUGCUUUUCCAGCAUUCCUGUGGCUUAUUCCUACUUGCAGAGUGAAUAUUGGGGUGUGGGAUUUCUAAAAUACUUCCAAUUACGUCAAAUUCCCAACUUCUUGCUUGCAAUGCCAGUGAUGGUGCUAGGCAUUUGUACAGUAUGGGAGUAUGCCCGUGCCAACCUACAUCUAUUUAAGACUCUAGGGCUGUGGGAUAUUGAAAAAAAGCCAUUGAGUGAAUACCAUGGAUCAAGACUCUUUGUUUAUAUAGUACAUUUUACAUUCCUGAUGGUAUUUGGGAUCCUGUGCAUGCAUGUUCAGGUAAUUACUCGUAUGCUGUUCUCCUCUUCACCAAUGCUUUUCUGGUUCUGUGCUUAUAAAAUUCAGAAAAAUGAGCCUUGGAUAUGGGGGCUGGAGAGGGGACGUUUCCCUUCUAACCCAGUAUUACGCCUAUUCCGAGCUUGGCCUUCCCUUCGUCUUCAAACUAAAGUACUCCUUGGAUAUUUCCUAGGAUACUGGUUUAUUGGUACAGCUUUGCAUGUCAACUUCUUACCCUGGACAUAGCAAAAAAUAUCAUAGAAGGGGGGUGGGUUUUGACUACUGCUUUGUAUAUAAAUGAAUACAAAUGAAACUAAUAAUUUAUGGUAUUUUUAAAAAAAUAAAAAAAAUGGCUGAUUAUAAAAAAAACAGGUUUUCCAUCUUGAA
This is a messenger RNA of Bombina bombina (fire-bellied toad), 1783 nucleotides long. It is a transcript of the gene PIGV, whose product is annotated as phosphatidylinositol glycan anchor biosynthesis class V. The coding region runs from base 218 to 1642 and encodes 474 amino acids. Gene Ontology annotation, molecular function: GPI mannosyltransferase activity; alpha-1,6-mannosyltransferase activity. The record is from RefSeq and is a predicted model, not a curated record. Lineage: Eukaryota; Metazoa; Chordata; Amphibia; Anura; Bombinatoridae. Gene Ontology annotation, biological process: GPI anchor biosynthetic process. Gene Ontology annotation, cellular component: endoplasmic reticulum membrane; mannosyltransferase complex. The transcript has 5 exons.